AUGGGCCUCAAAUCAAACGCGCUCUCGAUUCCGAUGACUCCGUCGUUGCGGCUGCCGCUGGGAGAUCUGCCGAACUCGCUGUCUCAGAUUUUCUCCUCGCGUGUCUCGCCUCUUCUUCUCCUCAGAAAGCCAAGCUUGUUUUGGAAUGGAGAUUGGACAGAAUGCUUAACGACGGCGAUAAAGAACACAGCAAUUACUCUAACUUGA
Molecule: messenger RNA, 207 nt
Organism: Linum trigynum
Lineage: Eukaryota; Viridiplantae; Streptophyta; Magnoliopsida; Malpighiales; Linaceae
Source: the annotation of a GenBank genome assembly